AUGGGAUAUAACAUUGGUUUGCGACUGAUUGAUGAGUUUCUCGCCAAGAGUGGCAUCAAUGCCUGCCAAGAUUUUCGGGACACUUGUGAAGUCAUUGCCAAGGUGGGUCUUCGGAUGUUUCUUGGCAUCAGCGGCGAGGUAGUCAUGUGGAACAAGGAGAUGACUGCUUGCUCGCUGGUCUUGCCGGAAAACCCACUGGCUGAAUACGUGGAGCUGCCGGCAAACCUGACAAAUCGCUUGUGGUACUCCAACCUCAUUUGCGGCGUGAUACGCGGAUGCUUGGAACAGCUGCAACUGCGAGUAGAGUGUCGCUUUGAAAAAGAUGCACUCAAUGGUACCUUGGUUCAUUUUAAAUCAAGGAUCUGA
Messenger RNA from Durusdinium trenchii, 366 nucleotides. Lineage: Eukaryota; Dinophyceae; Suessiales; Symbiodiniaceae. The record is from the annotation of a GenBank genome assembly.